AUGGAUGUUGAAAACAAGGAGGCCAAAUUAACAUGGAGCGAAUUAAAGGACGUUGUCAGUGAUCUACGAAGACAAUUGUCUGGUCUUUCCGCCCCAGUUCCUUCAUCUAUAACUUUUCGGACCCUGCAGGAUGGCAGAACGAGAAUUUAUUUCCUGGGCACCCCCCAAAAUGGUUGGGAAACAACGUUACUUUUUGCUGAUGUGCCAAAUGGCACUAAAAGCAACACAACCAAACUACAGUGGCAAUGUGUUAUCGAAUCGAACUUUCCCAGUUUAUCAACCAAUAAGUUUUCGAGAGAAGAGCAGUUGCUGUGGGAGAGAAGGCGAAUGGCCACUUGGGGUAUAACAUCGUAUGAAAUUCACAACGAAAGCGGUAAAAUCGUUUUUCCAGCCUCCAGCAGUCUAUUUUACUGUGUCGAUAGCGGUUUUUCGAACGGCCAAUUGUUUCCAACCAAAGUACGUAUGACCACUGGAGCGCAAAUAAACUCGCAGAUUUGCCCCCCAAAUCCGGAUUUGGUGGCGUAUGUGUGCAAUCACGAUAUUUGGGUGACUCACACUGGUUCAGGUUCGAAUGUCAGGUUAACGUACGCGCAUAAAGGGGGCCGAAAUUUGGCCGACGAUCCUUUGUGUGCCGGAGUUCCUUCCUAUGUUAUGCAAGAGGAGUUUUGCAGGUACCAGGGGUUCUGGUGGCAGCCCAAGUGCAUAGAUGGCGUUUACAGAAUACUAUACGAAGAAGUAGACGAGGGGGACGUUAAGGUGUUUUGUUUUCCCUCCUCGCAGUCGGAUUCGGGAGAAGUGGAGGAAUUUCGAUUUCCACGGGCCGGGUGUGCAAAUUCCAAAUCGUACCUGAAAAUGGUCGAGUUUAAAUUAAACGAAUUCAAGCACAUUGUCGAUAUAGUUAUGUUGGAAUUGCAAUUUUCCCUCGCGAUGGCAUUUCCUUGGAUGGAGUACAUUGUUAGGAUGGGGUGGACCCCUGAUUCCGAGUACAUCUGGAUGCAACUGCUCGAUCGCAGGCAGCAGCGCCUGGACGUGGUGAUUUUGUCCUUGAACAACUUCACGGAAGGUCUUCCGCUGUUCGACGAAACCGGCAACACCGCGAUCGCGCCGCUGGUGCAGGUGAUCUACACGCAGGAGUCCCCGGUGUGGAUAAACGUGCACGAUCUGCUGCACUUUUUGCCCUCCUCGGAGCCCAACGAGGUCCGGUUCGUGUGGGCCUCGGAAGAAUCCGGCUUCCGGCACCUCUAUUUAGUCACCUCGCAACUGUCCAACUACACGAACGGCCUGACGGAGAGCGUGGUCGCGAUGGAUUGCGUCUACAUGCAGCCGAAAAUCAUUUCCAAAGUGGAGCUGACCUCGGGCGAAUGGGAAGUCCUGGGCCAAAAUGUAUGGGUGGACGAAGAAAAACAGCUCGUUUAUUUCCUAGGUCUUAGAGAAACUCCCCUGGAAAAGCAUUUAUACGUAGUAUCGUUAAGAAGGCCAGGGGAAGUUCGACUGCUUACCCGUCCUGGUUAUUCGUAUUCUGUAGAUUUUAGCAAGGAUUGUUCGUUGUUCGUCACCGUGUACAGCAACAUAAAAAAUCUGCCGGCUUGCCAAGUGUUCCGGAUAAACCACACCGAUUGGACGGUAGAGGGCGUAACGUUGACGCCCAUCGGCUACCUGUUGGAAUCUAGCGCGACGGUGCAAGAAUCCUUUUGUCCGGAGCUGUACACGCACGAAAUCUCGUCGGGCCCCGUGCUGUACGCGAUGGUUUUCAAGCCGCACAAUUUCGAGCCCGGAAAAAAAUACCCCACGAUACUGAACGUGUACGGCGGUCCCGAGGUGCAACUAGUCUCCAACACGUUCAAGGGCAUGAGGCAGCUGCGCAUGCACAUGCUAGCGGCGCGGGGUUACUGCGUGGUUGCCAUAGAUUCGCGCGGAUCUCAGCACCGAGGCCUGCAGUUCGAAAGUUACAUCAAACGGCGGAUGGGCACCGUGGAACUUAGCGAUCAAGUCGAGGUGCUCAAUUGGCUGGCGGACACAGUCGGAUACAUCGAUCUUAAAAGAGUCGCGAUCCACGGAUGGUCCUACGGUGGAUACUUAAGUCUGAUGGGUCUGAUUCAGUAUCCGGAUCUGUUCAAAAUAGCCAUCGCUGGUGCUCCGGUCACCAGUUGGAACCUUUACGAUACCGGUUACACUGAAAGGUACAUGGACCUUCCCGAUAAAAAUAUUACCGGAUAUAUGCAGGGCUCCGUCUUAAACUACGUUACCAGAUUUCCAGACGAGGAAAACAGACUGUUAAUCAUCCAUGGUCUCAUCGAUGAGAACGUUCAUUUUUACCACACUAGCCAACUCAUCAACACCAUGAUUAGAGCGGGGAAACCUUACCAGUUGCAAAUUUACCCCCAAGAACGACACUCGUUGAGGCAUUUGGACGCCAGCAAGCAUUACGAAACGACGUUGCUAUCCUUUUUGCAAAAUAAUUUGUAA
Molecule: messenger RNA, 2466 nt
Organism: Brassicogethes aeneus
Lineage: Eukaryota; Metazoa; Arthropoda; Insecta; Coleoptera; Nitidulidae
Source: the annotation of a GenBank genome assembly